CGAGGACCAGCCGCGCGUCUCGUCCGUGCCUUUGCGCGUUCGUGGCGAACCGUCCGGCUCCCCGUCCGGCUCCCCGUCCGUUUGCCCCGCCGUCUCCGCUGGACGCCGAGCGAGGCGGCAUGCUGCUGGCCGUGCUGAGCUGGCUCUGCGCCUCCCUGCUGCUGUCUGCCAGCGGGGGGAAGCUGCCCGAGGCCGAGGUGAAAGUAGAAGUCAUGUACAGACCUUUUCUCUGUCACCGAAAGUCGAAGUAUGGAGACAUUCUGCUGGUGCAUCACGAGGGCUACUACGAGAACGGGACCAUGUUUCACUCCAGUCGAACCCAGGGUGACAAGCAGCCAGUAUGGUUUACACUGGGCAUCAAAGAAGUGAUCCAAGGAUGGGAUAAAGGCCUGCAGGACAUGUGCUCUGGAGAGAAGAGGAAACUGGUUGUACCUCCAGGCCUGGCCUAUGGGAAGGAAGGAAAAGGUAAGAUCCCACCUGAAAGCACACUGACCUUUAUCAUUGAGGUGCUUGAGAUCAGACAUGGACCAAGAUCACAUGAGUCCUUCCAGGAGAUGGACCUCAACGAUGACUGGAAACUCUCCAAACAUGAGGUCAAAGAAUACCUGAGGAAGGAGUUUGAGCGUCAUGGCUACCCUCCCAACGACACUCUACAUGAGAACAUGGUGGAGGAUAUCUUUGCCAAAGAGGAUGAGAACAAAGAUGGCUUUAUAUCCUCCAGAGAGUUCACUUACAAACACGAUGAACUUUAAAGUCUCUCCCAGUCCCACGACUGACUGACUGACUGACUCACUCACUCAAUCACUCACGGCUCAUGGUGGAAAUACUUUGGUGCAGAGUUUAUUGCGACGACUCUCUCAGGUUACCUGAAGUAUUUUAUAAAAGCUUUGUGUUUGUUUGGUGUGUGACACUUAAACCCACCCUGUGUAAAGCUGUGUGUAGUUGGUUUUCAGCCAGUGAGACUGUUAAUUUGCUACUUUCAGUGAUAUGUCACCUCAGCAAAUCUUUGCCUUUUUGUGUGUUUACUUUGUCAAAUGGCAAACAACCAAAUUUUCUCCUUUUGAGACAACUGUCAGCUUGACUUUGCUCAUUUAAAACCCUAAAAAACCCCCUUUAAGAAACAGGUAAUAUGGGAUAUUCCACUCCAUCUUGCAUAUAAUUAAAUUUUGCUGUGAAAUUCCGCUUAAAGGUAA
Messenger RNA from Xiphias gladius (swordfish), 1193 nucleotides. Its product is annotated as peptidyl-prolyl cis-trans isomerase FKBP14-like. The record is from RefSeq and is a predicted model, not a curated record. Gene Ontology annotation, molecular function: peptidyl-prolyl cis-trans isomerase activity; calcium ion binding. NCBI's taxonomy places the organism in Eukaryota, Metazoa, Chordata, Actinopteri, Istiophoriformes, Xiphiidae. The coding region runs from base 120 to 752 and encodes 210 amino acids. The transcript has 4 exons.